This is a messenger RNA of Bombina bombina (fire-bellied toad), 1338 nucleotides long. RefSeq names its product transmembrane protein 170B (gene TMEM170B). The transcript has 3 exons. Gene Ontology annotation, cellular component: plasma membrane. The coding region runs from base 1 to 399 and encodes 132 amino acids. Gene Ontology annotation, biological process: negative regulation of canonical Wnt signaling pathway. Lineage: Eukaryota; Metazoa; Chordata; Amphibia; Anura; Bombinatoridae. The record is from RefSeq and is a predicted model, not a curated record.
AUGAAAGCACAGGGGGGCGACCACUCCAUGAUCAACCUGUCCGUACAGCAAGUGCUGAGCCUCUGGGCUCACGGGACUGUACUGAGGAGCCUGACAGAGAUGUGGUACUGGGUGUUCCUAUGGGCUCUCUUCUCGUCUCUCUUUGUUCACGCAGCAGCGGGAGUUCUAAUGAUUGUCAUGCUACAGAGGCACAAGCAGGGGAGGGUGAUAUCUGUGGUUUUGGUCAGCAUUGGAUUCCUGGCUUCUGUCACUGGAGCAAUGAUAACUAGUGCAGCUGUUGCUGGGAUUUACAGGGUAGCAGGAAAAAACAUGGCCCCUCUUGAAGCUCUGGUAUUUGGAGUUGGACAGACUGUAUUAACAGUGAUAUUAUCCUUUUCACGGGUCCUUGCGACACUGUAAGACUUUUCCAAGACGUCUUGACGAAGCAGGAAGAUCGUCAUUUUGCAAAAUGAUGGGCCAUUUAUGGUGAUGUCCAUAUGAGUUCCUGAAGAAAAGAAAAAUGCACAGUAACUUAUCUAAUUCUAGAAAACCUCUUGCACAUUGCAUUGCAGUGUUUUGAAGGAUCCUUGAAAUACUAAAUAGUUUUGGGGCCUUGUCUAUAGAAGGCUUCUGAUUGUUGCACUGAUGAACUGUAUAGCACCUUAUGUGCCUCAGUCAAAGGCAAGGUGAGAUCACUUUUCUAUAAUGCUGUAUGAAGUAGCACCUUGCAGAACACUCAUCACGAUCCUUCAGUGAUGUCUACAUGACAUUAGGGCAGUGGUAUUUGAUACUCUCUUGAUCGUGAUCUAACAAUCUUAAAAUGCACUUAUUUUAUGUAUGAAUGAUAUAGUCUAAUUAGGAUUUCACUUUCAAGAAGAGAUUGAAAGACCAGUGCUCUAAAACCAAAAAUAAUAAUAAUAAAUACAUAAAAACUUAUCGGGACAGUGUUUUAUGUGCCAAAUAUUUCUCUAUAUUUUUCCAUUUUUGGGAAUUAUAUUCCUAAAUUCCAUUGGACAAUGUUUGAAGAUGAAAUGUUGUAGUUGAUAUGUGACAUGUUAUUGCUGCGCAGUGUGUAAUUUUUUUUGUCAGAAUGAGGCAUUUUACACAAAAACUAUCUUGGUAAAUGAUUUUGUAGGUUUUCAUCUUUCCAAACCUAUUUUGAAAUUUUCAUUUCAACAUCGACUUUGCUACAAGUUUUACAAAAAUUGCAACCAUCCUGUUUUUAUGUCUAAGUAAGUUAAUUGUUUUAAAAAAUAUAUAGAUUGAUUAGCCCGAUUCUAAUUAAUCACACUGUUGAUGGUUGUCUGAAAUUACCAUGCACUAUGUAAUAGUAAAGGGCAUUUAUAUACAAUUUUUGCC